ACGCGACGCCGCCGCUGCCGUUAAAAAAUAUUCGUUUUCGUUAUCAGCGGCUGUAGGUAGUGUUCGGCGACCGUUGUCGUUCGUCCCACGUCUCGCGUCCGACGUGGUCGUCUCCGAUAUUCCGACCACGGAACAAUAGAAAAUACCGUCGUCGUCGCGAUAAAUAGUGAUUCAGUCGCGCGACCGUUCUCACGACCAUCUUCGACCGGAUCGCGUCCGGGUGGUCGUCGUCUCGUACGACCAGUGUCGCGUGCGCGUAUCGAUCGGCGUGCGAAAACCGGACGGAAGUCGGCGGCCGGCGAAAGAAGAGGAAGAAAUCAGUGACAAGAAUUCUAAUGGUGGCGGGAAACCCUGUUCAUGCCAUCGGAGGAAUUUUAAUCACCACAAUCCAUGAACAAUUGUAAAUAGAAAUUUAGAAUAGACGACAAACAAGAAAAAAAACAAAAAAAACAAGAAAAAACAAAAAAAAAGAAUCAUUACGAUUCUAGAUGUUAAGUUUAGUAGAUGUUAAGUAUUAUUGGAACGACAAUAUUAUAUAUUUUUUUUUUUUUUGCAUAUGGUAUGCCAUCUAAUAAUCAGAAAAUAAUAAUUGAUAACGAGGACUAGGGCAACAAGUACAAAUUGUGACAAAAAAAAAAAAAAGAAAAGAAAAAAAAAGAGAAGUUAACAAUAAUAAUAAUAAUUAUAAUACAGCUGAGACGAAAAUUUACAAAGGUGACGCAACAAUAACGAAAAUAGUGACGGAGACCAGUGAUGCAGUCGGCGUCUUCGGUCUCGCCUCGGCGUAGGCCGUGCUUCUUGGACGUAGACGACGGUCGUGCCGAACAGCGGACGGUAAACGCGACGACGUCUUCGUCCGUGGACCGACUGCUGGCAGACAUCGCGUUCCAACGGCAGAAAGAACGGCGACGCGCAGCCCUCCGUCGGACGAGUCGUCGCCGUCACCACGGGGACGGACGACAACCGCGCGCCGAAAGAACCGUGGUCGCGGGAACCACGGACGAACCGACGACGGUGGCCGAAAUCGACGACGAAGCAGCCUCAGCGUACUGGUGGACGGACGUGUUCCUCCGGUACUUUGUGUUCGACGACGAUUACACUCGAGCGAACUCGGCCGCGGCCGAUUCGGACGACCUUUUGUUCUUCGUUCGGCGUCGGCGCGACAAACGCAAGAGCAACAAGCACAGAUCGCCGUUGCAACAACAACCACAACGGCGACGGCGGCGGAUCGUGUACGACACCCGGGCUUACCGCAAACAGCAGCCCCAGCAGAAGCCGACGACCAUGUUGCCUAUUGGCGACCCGGCGAUAUUAUGGCCUCACACGGUGUGCCUGAACGCCAUUGUCCACCGGUUCCGGUACACGUUGACGGUGGCCGUGUGCAUACGGGUGCCCAGGAAAUCUGCCGGUACCGGUUAUUACUGCCAGUACAGCGACGAUCGAGACGAAUUCGAACUCGACGACGGACAAGAUCACGAAUACGACUUGCAGCUCCUGUCGCGCCACGUACACACGGUGUACGCGUCGACCAGCGGUCGACGUAUGGACACGGACAAGGGGCCCAGGGAGCGACCUGUGUAUCCGGCCGUUUGUUGGGCAGCUGACGAUUACGCCGAGGCGUUCCGCACCGUGAUCGUGCGACCCGGUCAAACGGUGUGCGCCGAGUUGGUGGCCGCGUGGCCGGGCUCCACGGUAGUUACCGAGAAAUACGUAGACGCAUCGGACGACGACUGCGACGGAGGUUGCGAACAGGACGGUGCCGACUGCGACAAUCACUUCCGCGGUCGCCAAACGUCCGCGACGUCCGUCAAAGUGCAACACACGCAGAACAGAGCCGUGAUCUUCGCAGGCGCUAUCCCGUACGCCGCCGUGCGCGCUGCAUACGAAUGUAAGAUGAGCUUGUACCGGGAGGCCGAACGUCGACGGAAGAGGCGCCGGCAACGGGAACGCGGCGGUGGCAAAAAGUCGUCGCUGGGCGCUGCCCUGUCCGCCUCGCUGACGGCUCUGUUCACCGGCGGCAAAGGGUCGGAUUGCCCGUCCGACCACGGGGACUGCGACUAUUAUUACGGAGGGGUCAACGCUGCCGAUCGAGUCGAAUACGUGACUGUACGGGGCUGCCGCCCGGAACGUGGCGACGGUGACGGCGGUGAACUUUCUUCGGGCGACGAAAAUCACGGAAACGUGGACGAGGAAGACGUCAGCGCCAACGGCAACGCUUACUACGACCGCACGAAAGGUCUGGCCCAGAUGGCUGUCGCGCUCGCUCCGGCACAGCGAGAGGAAACGGUCCCCUCGUGCUAUGAUAGCGGUGGUGAAUACCAGCACCACCAACCGCUCUACAACGGCGAGGAGCACAGUGGCGGCGACGCCGUAUACUGCUACGAUAACAACGUCCAAGAUAAUGGAUCAGCAGAGAACGUAGGUGUCGAGUAUUACGAUGGCGUGGACGGCAAUACGACACCCGUGGACCAUCAUCAGCAAAUGGAGUCAUCGUCGUCGCUGUACAAUGCCGGAACCACCGCUUCGGAACCAGGUGAUUACUACGACUACGGUUGGGACUACGAAACAGCAGCCAGCAGUGGGCAACAAACGCCACAGACGCCGUCUUACCAUUACCAGUUGCAACAACAGCAACAACUCGAACGGCAGAAACGUCGAGGUGGCAGACCGCGACGGCUCAGCGAUCCCUGUUCGACGUCUGUAUAUGAUUUGUUUGACGACAAUUGUGACGAUGGUAAUGGAACACAAUACCAGCUCAACCAACAGCCGUACUCUGCUAGUCAUUACGACAGACACGUCGGUGGAGUUCAUCGAAAACAUCGCAACCACCAACAAAUGCAGCAGAAGCAGCUGAACAGCUAUGGUGGAACAAUAGCAGCAGUGGUAACACCAGGAAGAGUAGGGCUAGUACAGUACCCGUAUCGAGCCUGGUCUGAGAGUGAUGGGUUGAACCGAUGCGGCGGUGGUGAUACUGGUCAGCGAAAGCAGCAAAAUAUGCUUCCCUUACCCCCGCCACCUGUACCAUAUUAUUGUGCUGCCGAAGCGGCCGCCUCUGGCUUUCUGCAGUUCGUGCGCAAGAGCCCGGGUAACUGGUGGACACGGAUUAAAAACCACCGAAGAAGGCGAAGAAAUGAUCAGCAGAAUAUCAAGUCGACUACGGCGGUAAAUAUGCAUCGGAGUACUAGUGCCGACGAUAAAGGAAGCAAAAGUGACUGCUGCUCAAUCACUACCGCCAAAUGUACAAUUGUCUCCGACAAAGACAAAGAUAGCGAUAACAGUAAUGAUUCGGGUUCGAACUCUGAUAGUAAUAGAUCAAACUCAGAAGAUCAAGACAGUGAUGGUGAGUUUAUUGGCGCCUUGGCCGCCGCGGCAGCUUUUGGCCAUAAUCUUAACCACGAGUGGACGUAUCGAAGAGCCCCUGGAGACCCAUUGUCCGAUUGGGAUAUUUGUAUAAGUGACAGUAACUCGGAUACUGACGAUGGUGACAUGCUCGAAUGGACUACUGAGAUUAUGGCUACUGACCUAAGAUGUAAUCAGCCCUAUCAAAACUGGAAUACAGCAGCGGUGCCUCCAAGAACGACAAUGCCUUACGACGACUUUAGCUGGUAUGUACGACCACUACCACCAUCAACAAAAUCCUUCAAUGCAAACGUUCACCAACAACAUCAACAAUUAACUAGAACUAGCCGCCAAAAUCAGCGCCAGCGCCGCCAACCACCACCACAGUUACAACCUCAACCCCUUGAACCACCCCCACCACCACCAGCAUUAAGUGUAGCGUUCACUGCAGUUGCAUGUCCGUGGUGGACUGUUUUAGAAGAUCUGCUUCUUGCUUGUACCACAAAUACAUCGGAAAGACCAUCGUCAUCGAACAAAUCAGCGGCGAGCUUACCACUGCUCACGUUUGAUUAACUCUCAACUAUAUUUGCUCAUCAUUAAAUUACAUCAACUAUACUCGCCCUGGUGAUUGGCAUUAAACUCACUUUUUCAUCAUUUUACCUUAAUGAAAACAGUAAGUGUAGCUGAUAUGAAAAAAAAAUUACUUUCACACUAUUGCGGACAAACGCAAAAUAUAUUCAAGCAAUUAAAAUAUGGUUGUGGACUUAAAAAUGUUAAUGGAAAUAAAAGUGACAUUGAAAAUACAAUAGUGAAGACAAUAUUUGAAAACCUCUGUUGAAGACAAAAGUUGUCCGACUUUGUUAAGAUUCGAGGAUUUACGUUUACAAUUUGUAAAACAAAAAUAUUAACUUCUGAUAAGCAUGAUCAUGUGAGAGCAAAAACAAAUCUAAAUUCACUCAUCACUAAACGCUCCAUUUCAUUCUAUCACUCAGGAUCGGAUGGCAGAAAUGUAUAAAUCAUCGUCUAAAAAGUAAUAAUAAACGUCAACACUCGCAUAUCAACAAUUUGACACUCAAAACGUCUCAACUGUAUUUAAUGGCUAGUAAAAAUAACCUUUUACUUUUAAAAAUGGAAUUUCAUUACUACGAAAUAGAGUGAAGUUAGGUAUUUUUGUGACAUAGGCAAUUUGUUGAAUAUUUAAUGUUAUUCCUUAAUACCCGAUUGACUUGGAAAUGACAUUGGUCCUUAAAAUUACCGUGUUUUUAAGUAUCAUUGUAAUUUUCAAGUCAAUCGUGUAACAAGGAAUUGCAUUUUACGUUCAACAAAUAAUAUCACGAAAUUUCCUGUGCCAUGAAAAUACUUUACCUCACCCUAUCACUAUACGCGAUAAUAUCUCUGGCAAUUAUAAAUUAAUUUAUAUUAUUCCUAUUUCAUUGUUUUUGUGAAUUUAUUUUUUAAAAUGCUUCAG
This is a messenger RNA of Sipha flava (yellow sugarcane aphid), 4807 nucleotides long. RefSeq lists its product as uncharacterized. NCBI's taxonomy places the organism in Eukaryota, Metazoa, Arthropoda, Insecta, Hemiptera, Aphididae. Bases 754 to 3912 code for a protein of 1052 amino acids. The record is from RefSeq and is a predicted model, not a curated record. The transcript has 11 exons.